GCUGUGGGAGGGGAAACUCUGAGCAGCCGGCUGACAUGAAGGUAAGGUCGGACUGUUAGCAGGCCUGAAGUCCGCAUCUGUCGUCCGGCCGGUGCUCGUCAUGGACUUCGUGCUGAGCGGAGUGGCGGCCUGCGGGGCCUGUCUGUUCACCAACCCGCUGGAGGUGGUCAAGACGCGGAUGCAGCUGCAGGGAGAGCUGAAGAGCCGCGGCACCUACCAGGUCUACUACCGCAACGUGUUCCACGCUUUCUACACCAUCGGCAAAGUGGACGGGCUGGCCGGCUUGCAGAAAGGACUGGUGCCCGGACUCUUCUACCAGUUCUUCAUGAAUGGAGUCCGGCUCGGCUCGUACGCCAUCAUCGAUUCCUCCGGUUACAUCCACACCAACGGCAGGGUCAGCGCGGUCAAGACCAUCGUAGCCGGAGCGGUGGCCGGAGUGGUGGGAGCCGUGAUGGGCAGCCCCAUAUACCUGGUGAAGACUCAUCUGCAGAGUCAGUCUACCUCCUCUAUCGCAGUUGGCCAUCAGUACAAACACCAGGGGAUGAUCCACGCUCUGGCGGCCAUCUACAGGGAGCACGGCAUUCUGGGACUGUGGAGGGGCUCCAGUGCUGCUGUACCGAGGGUCAGCGUGGGGUCGGCCGCUCAGCUCAGCACCUUCUCCUCCUCCAAGGAGCUUGUCAUUGACCUGCAGGUGUUUCCAAAGGACAGCUGGCUGGUGGCCCUGAGUGCCGGCAUGAUCAGCAGUGUGGUGGUGGUGCUGGCUAUGACGCCGUUUGACGUGGUGAGCACACGGCUCUACAACCAGCCUGUGGAUCAUUUGGGCAAGGGGCAGCUUUAUACAGGAUUCACUGACUGCUUUUCCAAGACACUGAAGAAGGAGGGCUUGACGGGACUCUACAAAGGCUUGGGAGCCUCUUAUUUCCGACUCGGCCCUCACACCAUUCUGUCUCUGUUCUUCUGGGAUGAACUGCGCAAAUUUUACAAGCAGUUCAGAUAACACCAGGGACGAGGAAAAUGGGUAACUCAUUAAGUUCUGAGUGCAUAGGUUAAAUGAAUCCUCAUUUAAUGAGUUUAUGAUUAUGAGGUGAAAGGAAAAAACAGGAGAUGCUCUGCUUUCUUAAUGGCAAAGAGCAAAGGUGACGUUUUACACUCCAAUGAGGAAACGCAUUGUAGGCAAAAGGUGUCAGGAAGGAAGGCGAAAAGUCAAAACUGCAUUCAGGAGCUCAAUAAUGACAAACCUCAUAGAUGCACUUGGAUUUGUCUUGGCGACAGAUGUGCACAGAUAUAACCGUACAGGAGGCCGCGUGUCCUCCAGAGAAAGUACAUCAAACAUUAUCACUCUUUUAUAGCUCUUAAACUCUUUAACUACGUCAUUCCAAAACAUAAGAUAGAAACAAAGAACCUGCUUUCAGGAGAAAGCAUCCAAUGAGGCCUUCAGACUGAGAAAAUGAGCAGUGCCACUUAACUACAGCCACAUCGUUAUGGUUCAGUCUUAUUAAACGCCUGUGCAGAAGCCGAGCUGAAGAAAAUGUGACGGUUAGAAAAAUGUCCUGCAAAGACCUCGCAUUGGCAGGAGGUGACUCGGACUGUAAUAUAGCGACAGAAGCUAUAAGGCCUGGAGGCCAAUUUGCCUUCAAGGUAACAAGUCUUGUACGAGUCAAACCUGCUGAGUCACCAGUGAGUCAUUCAGCCAGAAGCUGUCCAAAAUGCUGGAACUUUAAGGUGAAGUGGAGAUCUGAAAGUUUCUAGAGAUGCCAAUAGGUUAGACUGAAGUUUGAGUAGCUUGAAUAACUCAAAUAAAGCUAAAUCUAAUGGCAGUGUAAAGAAUAAGAUAAUCUGAAUAGAAAAGGGAUGACUUUAAAGGGAUUAAGGGCAGCUCUUGGCCAAGGAAUGACAUCUGUAGUAGACUAUAAAUGCUUCAGAGUUUCCUCUUUAGUUUUCACAGCAGAAGAAGAAAAAUCAGUCUGGAUCUAAUAUGCAAACAAAGCAUAUCGUUUUCCCAAUGAAACUACCAGAACAGGAUGUGAAAGCCGAUGUUGCACAGGAUGUCUGCUACAGUCACUGUCGGGAUGUAUGAAGGAGGUUACAUGUUUUACAUAGGAAUACAGUGUGCACCAUUGUUGUUUUAGUUACUGAUGACAUGAUGCAGCAUAAAUAUGAAUCUGGUGUUCUGUGAAGGCAAAAAUGAGAAUAUGAAUGCCAUUUAAACAAGGGAGUGGAGUGCCUGCACCUCCCUUACAUGAAUGCGUUUUAUUCUUCAGCUGCCUUCAAUAUAAUUCUUAGUAAAUACUGUGGAUUUGGAUCAUUCUGACCAGAGACCAGUGUACUGAUUCAGACCAUGUUAAGGGUCAUAUUUGUUUAUUAGAGACUGAAACAUAAACCUACAGUUGUAAAUGACUGGACUGAUGCCAGACUACAGCCGAAUUAGGCUGUACACAGUAAAACCCAAACAGUACUAAUUAAAGUAAAAGUAAAUGAGGAAAGACUCCUUACCAUCUGUCAUAAAACAGUUUUCUUCAGUGACUCUUCACGAAUGCAUAUCAAGUAGUCGAACCAGAAAUGCUCAGAGGUUAGUCGCACAUUUAUAGAUAUGUUUUAAAGUGCAAGAGGUACUUUUACUAUUAGACAUAUUUUACAGAACUUUACGUAUUAGUGCAGAACCAUCACUUUUCCUUUAUAUAUUACUAAUGAACAAUUAAAACUGAACAAAUAGAUGAGUUAACUUAUAGUUCAUGCAUCGUUGUCUUUUUGUUACAUGUAUUUAUUCUAUUUAUUUGGGUCCAAACCUGUUAUCUCUUUCAAUUCAGAGACACACUGUUAAACCUUUACGCGUGCUCACAGAGGGUUUGUCAGUGAAGCUGGACAUGCUUUUUUGAGUGUUUUCGAAAUGUUCAAAUUGACUUAUUCAUUUCUGAUGGCAAAUCCAAAUUAUUCUAUCAGUAUUGCGGCAUUUAGCACCUUUCAAAAUUGAAAAAAAAAAAAUCAUUCUGCUAGAAUCAUUCUAAUAUGAAAAGCUUGUUACUGAAUGAUACUGUCGACCAAAAUGAUCCACAUGCAAUGAAGACACACUACAUUUCAAAUACGUACAUAUCAGCAAUUUUAAUUUUAUUCAGUUAUGAUGUCAGUCUUUUGUUACUUGUUGCCAAUAAAUAUCAAAAUGAGUAGUUUUAAAAAUCCAUCGCAGCCAGAGUGACAACUUUUUGCAGUUUAUUUAUUCCAACUGACACACUCCUGCCUAUUAAUGAUAAUAUUUCAGUGUUUGAAAAACUUUAAGACAGUGGAGUUUUCUUGAAUGUUAAAGAAGGAUGUUAAUUUACUGAUCAUUGUGUGAAGCCUUUGCAGUUUAGUCCAACAGUCAGAUUACCAUCAAAUGGUCGCUGUUUUGGACGCUAAAGUAACACAAACUGUUCUCUAACCUGUGAGCCAGAUUUGGUGCUUUCUUCUAAAAGUGUAUUAUUAUUAUUAUCAAAGAGUCAGGAAUUUAAUAAAACAGUAUCAGUUAUCGGUCAACAUCUUUUAGUGUGACAGCGCAACGUGUUUGUCGUAAAUGCACUGUAGCUAUGAGAACACGCUUUUGUCUGUUAAACUUCCAUCACAGACAGCAGGAGAGUAAUGUUACUUGAGUUUAUUUUAUAUAAUGAAGUGGAGGUUUUAUUCUUUUAGGAACAACAGGUCCACAGAGAGGGUUGCCAUUUUUCUACUUUUGAAGUAACUUUGUUUUAUUUUGCUCAUUUGUACUAUGAAGGCUGUAUGCGGUUCCUCUUGCCUUUUUCUUCUGUAAACGAACAUAUUUUUCAUUUUGUCGGUGAAAUGAAUCCAAGUGGCCAAGGUCACUGUGCUUAACUCCAGUAGCUGCUGUACUGUAUGUUUCAGUUAUAAUUAUGAGGUAUAAUAAUUAGGGAUGCACGAUGAUAACAGCUCAUCGUCGGUAUCAACUGAUCAGCACAGAAUGAAGGAUGAGAAUAUUUCAUGUAAACAAAUAUAGCCUGUUUUAUGUUUUCUUAUUUUGCCCAGUGAAUGCAUUUCAUAAGCAUUCUAUUUCAUGUCUGCACCUGCCAGUGGACCAUCAGAACAAUGUGAAAAAGGCCGAUAUUGACGUUUUUAUGUGCUUAUUCCACUUUUAGAGAGAUCUGAUGUUGUGUGCGAAUAGACUGAAAAACUAUGUGCAUAUAUCGGUAUCUGCUAUCAGCCGAAAUGAGUUCCAAAUAUCAGCAAGAACCCGGUCUUGUGCCUCCCUAAUUAGAGUCAGUAUCAGUGUUCUGUGAAGCCUUUAGAGUUUAGUCCAACAGUCGGAUUACCAUCAAAUGCUCGCUGUUUUAGACGCUAAAGUAACACAAACUGUUCUCUAACCUGUGAGCCAGAUUUGGCGCUUUCUUCUUAAAGAAAGCACCAAAGAGUCAGGAAUUUAAUAAAACAGUAUCAGUUAUCGGUCAACAUCUUCCUCAGACCACACUAUGAGACUAUGAAAUAUCGCCUUUUAAAUAAUAGUUGAAGCACAUCUGACCACAAAUGUCAGACUUCGUGCCAAACCUGUGCCAUCAACCGUCAACAAGUCCUCCACCUUCCGCUACUUUAGCCACGCCAUUGAAAUAAAUUACAGAGAGAGGUUAGCAAAUGGUGUCAAACAUGUCUAAAAAAAUCAAUUGUCAUAUUAAUAUUAAUGAUUUCUUUGUAAAGAUCAAACCUCUGUGCAGCUCUAAGAGGUGAGAAGAGUUUAUGAAUGUCAGCUACAUUUCAUGAAUGUGUUACAUCCUGUCAUGAGAGGUCAUUAUUUAUGUGCACUGGACAAAGAGAGCCAAUAAAUGAUCAAAUUAUGUCUUUAUUGCCAGA
Molecule: messenger RNA, 4830 nt
Organism: Acanthochromis polyacanthus (spiny chromis)
Lineage: Eukaryota; Metazoa; Chordata; Actinopteri; Pomacentridae
Gene: slc25a35
Product: solute carrier family 25 member 35
Exons: 5
Coding region: 101-997 (298 amino acids)
Source: RefSeq, a predicted model, not a curated record